Messenger RNA from Closterium sp. NIES-65, 774 nucleotides. NCBI's taxonomy places the organism in Eukaryota, Viridiplantae, Streptophyta, Zygnematophyceae, Desmidiales, Closteriaceae. The record is from the annotation of a GenBank genome assembly.
AUGCGUCUAUCCAAUACGACGAUCAUCGUCAUGGUAGCCGGCGUCGGUGCCGCUAUUGCCUCUCUCUACACAGGGGCGGAGCAGCGAGAGGAGGCGGUGGUGGGCGUGAGGGAGCGGCAGCAGCGGCGACUGGAGGAGGAGGCGAAGGCUGCAGCUGAGGAGCGGGCGCGCGUGCAGGCACGGCAGCGGGACGAGGCGCGGCAAGCAGCGGUGGCAGCACUAGAGGCGAGCCGAGGCCACUCACUGCGAUCCAGAGGGGGAGGGGUAAAGUCUGAGGGGGACCCGCAGAUCAAAGACCUUGGAACGGAGGGAGAAGGGGGAGGAGAAGUGGGAGGAGAAGGGGGAGGAGAAGGGGGAGGAGAAGGGGGGGGAGAAGGGGGAGGAGAAGGGGGAGGAGAAGGGGGAGGAGAAGGGGGAGGAGAAGGAGGAGGAAGAGCAGAGGUGAACGAGGGUGUGGUGGGUGCAACGGGUGAUCUGGGAGGGGGCAGCGGGGCGCAUGGCAGCAGCAGCGGGUAUGAGGUUGCUGGGCUUGUGAGGCGGCGCAGGGGAGGAGGGGGGCAGGAGGGAGGGAGAGAGGACGAGGAGGGGGAAGAGGGGGAAGAAAGGGUUGGAGGGGAAGGAGGGGUUGGAGGAGAACGAGGAGAAGGCGGGGAGAUGAGGGGUGGUGUGAUGGGAGGGCGACUGGGUGUGGAGGGUGGAGGGUGGAGAUCAGCUGCAUCGCUGGAAGCAGAGAAAGAGAGGAAGAGGCAGGUAUGGCGAGUGGAGUGCAGGUAG